AUGCCUAUUAACGUGGCGGUCAAAUCGGUCGUGAUCAACAAGUCCAGUGCAACCGCCAAGCUCAAUGGCGGCGCACCGAUCAACGUUGGUGACCAAACCACCAUUGAUCCUAUGACAAUUGCUACCAUCACCUCUGGUGGGCGAGUCCUGAAUCCUAUCACUUCAGCUAUUCAUAAUGUGAAUACUGGGACCAUUACCUUGAUCGAUGGGCAUUUGUUUGGCAGGUUGGGAGUUUGGUGGGGCCCAGAUGGGACAUCAGGCCAGCCAGGGGUUACUGAAUGGUUCAACUGA
This is a messenger RNA of Thyridium curvatum, 291 nucleotides long. RefSeq lists its product as uncharacterized. Bases 1 to 291 code for a protein of 96 amino acids. The record is from RefSeq and is a predicted model, not a curated record. The transcript is spliced from 2 exons. NCBI's taxonomy places the organism in Eukaryota, Fungi, Ascomycota, Sordariomycetes, Thyridiales, Thyridiaceae.